Ziziphus jujuba (common jujube) is the source of this 2160-nucleotide messenger RNA. Its product is annotated as protein NRT1/ PTR FAMILY 6.2. The coding region runs from base 152 to 1906 and encodes 584 amino acids. Gene Ontology annotation, molecular function: transmembrane transporter activity. The record is from RefSeq and is a predicted model, not a curated record. Lineage: Eukaryota; Viridiplantae; Streptophyta; Magnoliopsida; Rosales; Rhamnaceae. Gene Ontology annotation, biological process: oligopeptide transport; transmembrane transport. The transcript is spliced from 6 exons. Gene Ontology annotation, cellular component: membrane.
CGUAAAAGUGAGACUCGAUCGCUUAUAAAAAGGGGCAAGCUCCCAAAGCAUAUCUUAUAUUUUGAGUUGAGAACAUCUUGUAUAGACCAUAUUUCUCUAUUUUAAAGCUGAUAUUGUUCCCUUCCUCUCUUGAAACUUUGAAAAAAAAAAAAUGGAGGAGAAGAUGAGUUGGGCAGUUGCAGAUGCAGUAGAUUAUAGGGGCAACCCUGCUGAUAAGUCCAAAACCGGCGGCUGGAUACCGGCUGCACGUAUUCUAGGGAUUGAAAUAUGUGAAAGGCUUUCCACGAUGGGAAUUGCAGUAAACCUGGUGACUUACUUAGUUGGAACUUUGCAUUUGCCAAGUGCAACUUCAGCAAACAUUGUGACGGAUUUCAUGGGAACAUCUUUUAUCCUCUGUUUGCUUGGAGGGUUUCUUGCUGAUUCUUUCCUUGGCAGAUACAAAACCAUUGCAAUCUUUGCUGGAAUACAAACCAUUGGCACCGGUGCGCUAGCGAUAUCAACAAAGCUACCCCAGCUAAGGCCACCACCAUGUAUUACCAGCAACAACUGCAAACAAGCCAAUGGAUUCCAAAUGGGAUUUCUAUACUUGGCUCUGUAUCUAAUUGCACUCGGAACAGGUGGUCUUAAAUCGAGUGUUUCGGGAUUUGGAACUGACCAAUUUGAUGAGAAAGAUGAAAAAGAGAAAGCCCAGAUGGCCUAUUUCUUCAAUAGGUUCUUCAUGUUCAUUAGCACAGGAACCUUAUUGGCUGUGACAGUGCUUGUAUACAUACAAGAUAAAGUGGGUCGAAGCUGGGCCUAUGGAAUCUGUUCUGUUUCAAUGUUUUCAGCCAUUUUAGUGUUUUUGGCCGGGACUAAAAAAUACAGGUACAAAAAAAGCUUGGGAAGUCCUAUAGUUCAUAUUUUCCAGGUUCUAGUUGCUGCUACAAAGAAGAAGAACAUGGCCAUUCCUUACAACCUUAACUUGUUGUACGAAAACUCUCCAGAGGGUUCGAGAAUCGAACACACGGAUCAGAUCCGCUUCUUGGACAAGGCAGCUAUUGUUAUGGAAGGAGAUUUUGAAGGAAAUGGAAGUCGCGAUCCGAAGCCAUGGAAGUUAAGCCCAGUGACAAAGGUUGAGGAAGUGAAAAUGAUGGUGAGACUGCUACCAAUAUGGGCCACAACCAUUAUAUUUUGGACAACGUACGCACAAAUGAUAACCUUCUCUGUGGAGCAAGCAUCCACCAUGGAAAGAUCAAUAGGGAGCUUUCAAAUCCCAGCUGGAUCUCUCACAGUCUUCUUCGUGGCAGCCAUAAUGAUCAGUCUCGGUGUUUAUGACCGUCUCAUCAUGCCUCUUUGGAAGAAAUGGAAAGGCCAACCAGGUUUCACCAAUCUACAAAGGAUCGCAGCAGGCCUAAUCCUAUCAACACUUGGAAUGGCGGCAGCGGCAGCGUCUGAGAGAAAACGUUUAUCAGUAGCGAAAGAAGCAAGUGGCAGUGCCACCAACCAAACACUGCCUAUAAGUGUGUUCCUGUUAAUCCCACAGUUCUUCUUGGUGGGUUCAGGGGAAGGCUUCAUUUACACUGGCCAGCUCGAUUUUUUCAUAACCCAAUCACCAAAGGGAAUGAAGACCAUGAGCACCGGUCUCUUCCUCACGACUCUUUCGCUUGGUUUCUUUGUGAGUAGCUUCUUGGUUAUGGUGGUGAAGAAGGUUACUGGAAGAGGAGAUUGGCAAGGAUGGCUGGCAGAUAAUAUAAACAAAGGGAGGCUUGAUUGUUUCUAUGGACUUCUAACCAUACUUGGUGUUGUCAAUUUUGUAGCCUUUAUUAUAUGUUCAAUGUGGUACAAACCCAAAAAACCUAAACCAGCUCUGCAAAUGGGUUCUGUUAAUGGUAAUGGUAAUGGUUCUUCUGCUGAGGAUAGGUGCUAGUUAUCUAGGGGGGUGGGGAAAAACAAAAAAAGUAAUUAAGUUAUGGGGUUUGAUUAUUGUACAUUAAUUAAUCAGUUAAUCAUGGUUUGGGUGUGCUUAUCUUUUUCUUUCUUGUACCUUGAAUAAGUUAUAGGAUAUGUUUGAUAUGUAGAAUUAGAUUGUAUUAAAAAUCUAUUGUAUUAUAUUAAAUAACAUUGUAUUGUAUUAGAUUGUACUAUAAUAAUAUUGUACAAUGUUAUGUGUAGUAUUAUUUG